AUGGUCUCCGGCGCGAGGUUUUUCGGCACCAAAAUCUCCUGCUUGUACCCGGCUCAAUGGCAAUAUCAGUAUUCGAAACUGGAAUAUUUUGACGAAUUUUGCUUCUUCGCCCCAAAGCAUACGAGUGGAGGUGUAUUCGAUAAUUUUGAGUGGAUCCCCUUCAUCCUCUUCCUACAAUUGUCGUUCUUCCGCCUGCCGGCUUAUAUUUAUGACAGCGUGCUACCAACACCAAAGGUCUCCCAUGUCCAAGGUGCGAGGCAGGCAAAUAAGUGUUAUCUGGAGCAUGUGAAAGAUGGAGGCGUAAAACGAACACUGAAUCUGGUCAAGCCGGGCGAAAAUGAUCUGGAAACGCUUGUCCUGAGGAUUUAUGAAAACCUGCGGCACGAAUCGACACGGGAAAUGUGUAGUAUCGAGGAGUGCCUGCGGGGAAAAUCCGCCGCCGUCGCCUACAUAGCCUUCAAGGUACUUCAACUGGUGAACGUGCUGGCUCAACUUUGCCUUGUCACAUAUUUCCUUGGAAUCUCGGACCAAGGCAUGGCAUGGCAAAUGGUGAUAAAUGCGCUUGGGCGGGCGCAGUUCGACAAUUAUUCCGGGCUCUUCCCUCUAAAAGUUUUCUGUCUCGGCACCGAGUUUACGAGGGGAGACAUGAUACAGGACCAUUGGAUGGAAUGCAUUCUGCCGUACAAUUAUAUCAACGAGAAGAUCUACCUGUUAAUGUGGAUCUGGUUUGCGUUGCUAUCUGUGAUGUCAGCCGUUAGCCUCUGCAGUUGGCUCGCAACGUUGCUCUGCGACACUUCUUCGGCGGCCGUUGUUGAGAUGAUCAAGCAAUAUCCGGCUACUGAUGAAUUGAUCCUUUAUGGAGUGCAAACCAGCAACUACACUCGCCGAUUGCCGGCACCCUUAUUGAAGAAUCUCCUACGCGACUUCGACUCGUUUUGUUCCUGGGAUACCCGGAUGUUCUUCAGGCUGGUAUCAGACCAUUUGGGUCCGAUCAUCCCAUCCGAAUUGGCCAUCAUUUUACUUGAAUUUUAUGCUGCCAAACGCGAGUACAGCGAAAUGCUCAGCGACGAAUUAGAAACAUCGACCGGUUGCCUGACGGAUUUCCGCAAAGGACAGGCAAGCGAGAUGUCGGCUGCGUCGGCACAAGGCGCCGAUGAACAGAAGCCGACCACUAUGAAGAUAACGAGCCCUCCGCCCGCCUACUCCAGGACAGUGCCAGCUCCCGUGGAGCCCAGCAAAGAUAACCUCGUC
Messenger RNA from Mesorhabditis spiculigera, 1251 nucleotides. The record is from the annotation of a GenBank genome assembly. Lineage: Eukaryota; Metazoa; Nematoda; Chromadorea; Rhabditida; Rhabditidae.